CAGAGACGAAGCUGCCCGAACACAUUGAACCGGACAGGGAACCCCGCAGACGGCAUCGGCAUCGGCCCCAGAUCUCACAAUGGUGCCCCUCCCCUUGUUCAAGCUCGCCUCGCUUCUUGUGCGGCACGUCUCCAAGUAUGGCGCGAACCGUAUCAAGGCCCAGGCCCAUGACCACCCACGAUUCCGGGCGCUCGCAGCCAGAUACGGCCAGGCUAUCCACCAAAUCAACAUGAAGAUGUCCGUCGCCCUCCUCAGAGACCCCGAAGCUGAGCGACGAGCCAAGGAGAUGGCCGAAGCGCCCACAGUCAAGACAGAGGACCAGUAUAAACGAGACGAAGAGGCCAAGCUGAAGGCGAAGAAGAAGAAUGAGCCAGCCGCGGAGAGCUAUCCCAGGUUUACACUCCAGAACGUGUGGAGACGCAAAUUCCGGCCAUUGCCAGAAGCCAAGGCUGUGGAUCUGUUUGCUGAUGUUGCGGGCGACACAUUUAUUCUUGGUGUGGCGGGAGCAUUGAUUAUAUACGAGUACUGGAAAUCGUCACAAAAGCCCGAUGCCAACAAGGAGAGAUUUGACGAGCUCAACAGAAGGUUUGAAGAGCUCCAGAAGAGGGAAGAGGAGCUAUUAGAUGCCGAGGAGAAGCAGCGACAACGAUUCGAAUCGCUCGAGGAGGCUCUCAGGGCAUUGAAGGAUCCAAAGACGAAGCAGCCGCUAUUACCGUCAUUGCAGGUCAGCUCCUAAGCAGCAUAUCUACCCAGCGCCGCGGCCGUAUCUAGUUACCAACGCUGGCUGCACAAUUCACCAAUACUACGGCCUGGUGAACUUUGAAUAGCCUUCGCGCUGGUGGAUGGUAUCUUAAGUCUCUGGGAAAAGAUAAGAUUCGAAAUCGUACUGGGGACUAGGAUAUCUUGGUAACGGCCAGACUCAAUAUCCUUGGACCGCUCAACACUCCGCUCAAUGCCUCAAGGAUGAUGUUUUUCUGCUAUUGUUUUGUAUACACUGGACAUAAAGCGUGUGGAAUAAAGGUUGGUGGAUAUUAAAAGGGAUCAAUGGGAAAGGAGUUGGACACCAAUGUGCAUGGGAAGCAGCGAAGAGGCUCCUUCCCACAUUGAACAUGUCGGUUAUUAUGGGGGCAUAGUCUACAUCUUUCAUACAUUUCAUACAAGCAACACGUAUAGAGCCUUGAAAAAGAGAGGGAAUUGCUCGAAG
Messenger RNA from Trichoderma virens Gv29-8, 1204 nucleotides. RefSeq lists its product as uncharacterized. The record is from RefSeq and is a predicted model, not a curated record. Gene Ontology annotation, cellular component: mitochondrion. The coding region runs from base 80 to 736 and encodes 218 amino acids. The transcript has 2 exons. Lineage: Eukaryota; Fungi; Ascomycota; Sordariomycetes; Hypocreales; Hypocreaceae. Gene Ontology annotation, biological process: regulation of lipid metabolic process.